This is a messenger RNA of Cloeon dipterum, 1815 nucleotides long. RefSeq lists its product as uncharacterized. Gene Ontology annotation, molecular function: odorant binding. Bases 97 to 1803 code for a protein of 568 amino acids. NCBI's taxonomy places the organism in Eukaryota, Metazoa, Arthropoda, Insecta, Ephemeroptera, Baetidae. The record is from RefSeq and is a predicted model, not a curated record. The transcript has 18 exons.
CCAUUGCUAUUGGAACAUCCGCCUACGCUGGUUUCAAUUCUCUCGAAAAAUCUGCGUGAUUUUCGGUCUACACUCUACAAAACAGUUUAUACCUGCAUGGCUUUUAUUCGCUCAACUAAAAUGCUUAACUUUAUCUUCCUCUUGCUUUUGUUCUUCGUGUCAAUGAGGUCUGCCUUGACUGCCGAGGACAAGAAAAAUUGCGGUCCGAAAAUGUUUUCGGGCUUGGACAGAUGCUGCGAUUUACCAAAACUAAUACCGUUUGAGUCGGUCUAUGCCUGCAUACCAAAAGAAAACGUUGAUCAGAAUAAAGCCCAAUCGAAUGGCAAUUCGGCAAAGAAGAAAAAAUUAGAUGGCGACCAGAUGUGCCUCAUUCAAUGUGCUAUGAACGAUCUCAGCUUGUUGACCAAAGAAAACGACGUGAACAUCACAGCCGUGAAUGAAACCCUGACUAAUGUCGCAAAGGACCACUGGGACACCAUGGUUGACGACGUUCUUCGCUACUGCUCUGAGGAAUACUCAAAACUGGAUUUGAUGGGGGUGCCGCACCAGGAGGACAACGCUGGCAAAAUCUGCAAUCCCGGGCCCUUUUUAUUCAUCUCGUGCAUCAAUCACUUCAUGACUUGCAAAUGCCCAAGCCAGGCCAGAGGGGAGUUCAAAAACGGAGACAUAGACACGUGUCCGCAAAGGAUCAACAAUUUGUGCGCCUGCAGCCCGUUCAAUGUGCUCCCUGGCUGGAAAGUUAAAGAGGGAAAAACGAUGUCUGUCGCCGGGCCAAGUUCGCCGAGGAAAAAGAGCAGGCAGAACAGGCAGGGCAGGCUGGGACGAAAGAAAAAUACCGGUAGCAACUUGGACGGCAGCGGCAAGAAAAAGCGAACCAAUCCUUCAGCUAUAUUUUUCGUCAUUUCCGGCCAGUCGUGGGCCCCCUCUUCAGAAUUCUACAAAGCGAUGCAGGUGUUUGCUGUUAUCAAAGUUGCUCUUGUAAAUUUCUUUUUACUCUCUUCACGGGCGCUGUGUGAUGACGAGCUGGACGGCGUUGAUGAGGCACCCGCGGCCGAUAGAGCUAUUAAGCCAUGUGGUCCGCAAAUGCUGACUAGUCCGGAAGAAUGUUGUCGCGUGCCGAGGCUGGUCGAGGCGGAAUCGCUGCGAAGUUGCGUUGGAGGCUUCGGCGGAGGCAUGGGCGGUGGCCUGACACCAAAAGUGCUUAAGAGUCUGGGAAAGGAAAAAGCACUAGUUCAAGAAAACCUAGGUGGUGAAGGUGCCAUGUUGGCAAUGGAGAAAGGCCCAUUGUGCACAGCGGAGUGUAUUCUCAGGAGACAGGGUUUUAUGAAUGAAAAUGAUGACAUAGACUUUGAAAUGAUGUCGGAAAAACUCUUGCAAGGCUCUGGAGAUUGGAAAAACAUUGUGGAGCGAGCUAUUUCCAAUUGCUCUGAAGAAUUACAUGCAAAACGAGCGAUUUUACCAGCCGUAGGAGGCAACUGCAAAGUGGAGGCGACGGUCGUGAUGACGUGCUUGAGGAGAUUUCUUACUCUUGAAUGUUUAGAGACUGCGAUCGUUACUAAAAAUGAUGGUUCGUGCGAGAAAAAAAGAAUGUUUCUGACCUCUUGCGACCCAUUCGCCCUGACUGAGGAAGCAAUCGAAGGCAAAUUUCCUGAUUUCGUCAGGCAACACCUUGGCAAUAUGAUGGGUCUCAGCAGGUCAAAACCAGGCCAAAAGAAGUGGAAAUAUGGCUUGAUUGGUCGCAGCCAAGGCGCUUGGAAUCACGACGCAGAGAGGAAAAUAUCACCGACACGCAUUAUGGGAUAGUUUUUUUACAAA